CAAGAAAUACCGGUUCAAAUACCUACAACCUGAUCGUGACGAUACAGAGCGACUCAUCAAUCCUGAUCGUCAUGCCUUGCCUUGUAGGAAUGUCUCUUCUUCUCCUCUUGGUGGCAGGCUAUAGAAGAUGUCAGGAACAUCGGAAGAAGGAUAUUCUUCUACCUCUUUCAACCCGCCACAUGGCGCUACAUGGGCCAAAUGAAACUGCUGCAUUUAGAAGAUCGCGUAAAUCUAUCUUGGAAAACAACGGCAAGUCUCCCGACUUUCAUGACAACGUCUCUUUGACCCCAAAGGUCAUAGUUCACAGCAAUGGAGGUCAUUCACCUUACGUCCAGCAGCACAGGUUCAAUGACCCACUUUACGACGAUAAUGGGUUAUCGAUUGGCAGAGACAAUCGCGAUUUCAACAAAGCUUUGAUAACAGACGGUAAAGAGACAUCACAAAUCAGGGUUUUCGUUCAUCCUCAUCGAAUGACGCCAUCACCUAGAAAACCGUCAUCAUCGACGUCGAUAGGUGAUAGCGAUCACGAUGUGUCUUACGGCGAAAUCAAUCCCGUAUUCCAAGCUGACGAUGAUCUUGACGGGGAUGGAGAUGGCGAGCUCGAUGGGAUUUUUCUCGUUGAAAAUGGAGAAAGUACUCAAAAACGGCUCUUCGUUAAUCAAGAAAGUGUCCAAAGUGACGUCACAAGCGAUGGAGGUAUGACGUCAGCACUCGCUGAACACUCGUGCAGAUGGAUUCACAUAGUGCCUGCGACUCGUGCAAAGAGUAUGAGGUCGAAGAGGGCGACAACGGACAAGCCCUUGCCGUUACAAAGUUGUGACAAAAUGAUCUAUAGCAAUAUCAUGUGUGUCAGUCGUCUUAACAAAUGCAACUUUUUUAGCGGAACAAUUACCUGACAAACCACUGCAUUGUCCGUCAAUUAUCUUCGAACAUUCUUUCUGUUCUAUUUGACUAUUUAUUUUUCUUGUCCAACGUGCUAUAAACUGGACACUGAACAAUAGAGCACACGACAGGUUUUAGGAUGUAUUGGGAUUUAUUAAAUACAGCGAUGUAGCAUGAAUUCCGGGUUAAAUCUUACGAUCUCGCUAUUGUGAAUUAGAUACGAUAUCUUAAUCCACACAUUGUCAAAGGAAAACAAAGAGAGAGUGACAGACACGAUCGCAAGACUCAAUGUCAAUUUCGAUACUGCUUUGUGUUGUCUAAGUAAUUCAUAUUCAGAAUACGUUAUAUGUCAUCACAAUGUUUGCAUAUAUGUUAAAGGCAGGGUAUUUUUACCGACAUCGCUACCAGGAUGAAUGUGUACAUAGAGCGAUUUCCGGGUCCUGCACCCUAGCAACAUCACACGAGCGUCAUCAUUAGGUGCUGCAUUGUGGGACAUUGCUGUCGACACAUCGGGACAUUGGUAGCAGCAGAUGGCAGUAUACGUUAAUCUGAAUUAGAGCCAUCUAUACACAGAGUUUGGCCAACCCGGUUCGAGUUGGACACAAUAUGGCGACUACUGCUUUGUUGGGCAAACACAAAAAAAAGAACAUAGGCUACACCACGUUGUGACCCAAUGAAACAAAGUUGACCAAACUCUGUGUAUAGAUUGCUCUGAUCUGAGUUUGUGUCAGUAGAAUACACUACCUUUAAAACACUCAUGAAAAUGAAUUUGACUGACUUUUACUUAUUGAAAUUCUUUGCGAUCAGGUAUCUAAUAAUCGCAUUCUUGUUGUGUUAUUGAUAUUUUGCGGAGGCCUUCACUUUGCAACCUAUUAUGCAAUCAAGCAUGACAAUGAACAGUGAUAUAUAUUUAAAAAAAUGAUAGUAAUUUUAUCGAGCGCUGUAAGUAAGGAUGACAUGACUUUAUUUUUAAAAUCGCAGAUCCUGUGUUGGCCGAUAUUGUAGUUUAUGGCAUUGGUCUCAAUUGUAUCAUUAUCUUAUGCAAAGUAAUGCAUCUGUUAGUCGUUUAGCUGAAUUGAAAUAUUUUCUGAUAUAAUUAUAUAAUAGAAUACAACCUCACUAUGGUAGGGCUUAGAUCCUUUGCGCAUAUUGGUGCUAUUUAACAAGUCAAUAUAAGAGAAUAUUUUUAGAACAAUUUGGUAAUGUUACAUUAUAACCUUGGUCGUGUGUUUUUAUGCCUAACAAAUGUUAUUUUCAAGAUUAUUGCUGCAAGAUAUAAUGUAGUACUUUGAUAUUGAACAGCCUAUUUUUUGUUUUAACCGCACAAAAUAGUUAUGGUAGUGAAGGCAUAUAGGCCUAAUACAAUGUCUGUUGCACUGUAUGAUAACUGCCAGUCUACCUUUUAUCAAUUACGUAAGUCGAUUGUAGCCAUUUUAUAUAAUUGUUUAAUCAUCUGCGCAGGCUCAUCCCAUGUUUAGAUAAGCCUGAUCGGUUGAAACUGUUGAAACUAUAAAAGCUCAUAUCAAAAUAAUUAUAAAAAUACAGUGGCCUUGUAUGUUCCACUAAGUAUAGUAUCAACAGUUUUGAAAAGUUCAUUAAUUGGAUUGCCAUGGUUACCGUCUAAUUUAUAAUGCAUAAGCUGUACGAUAUCAUAUAGUAGAAAUAGCAGCUACUGACGCAGUCUAGACUUCAUGAAAGUCACCUUGUCGAUGUGUUUUGUAAGUGUCAAAAUAGAGUCUAUUUCUUCUGGACCGUGUGAAAUGAUGUGUCUUUCUUCAUGAUCGUUUUUGUACUAGCUGAGUUCCCUGUUUAUCUCAUUCACUGUGAUUCUCAUUAUUAUCAAACAAUGUAUUUAUAUUGCAUAAUAAAUAAAUAUAUAUAUAUUACAUGACAAAGUAA
Molecule: messenger RNA, 2781 nt
Organism: Strongylocentrotus purpuratus (purple sea urchin)
Lineage: Eukaryota; Metazoa; Echinodermata; Echinoidea; Camarodonta; Strongylocentrotidae
Exons: 2
Coding region: 72-896 (274 amino acids)
Source: RefSeq, a predicted model, not a curated record